Messenger RNA from Lycium ferocissimum, 3026 nucleotides. RefSeq names its product pentatricopeptide repeat-containing protein At3g54980, mitochondrial-like. Bases 16 to 2586 code for a protein of 856 amino acids. The record is from RefSeq and is a predicted model, not a curated record. The transcript has 4 exons. NCBI's taxonomy places the organism in Eukaryota, Viridiplantae, Streptophyta, Magnoliopsida, Solanales, Solanaceae. Gene Ontology annotation, molecular function: protein binding.
ACAAACUAGCUAAAAAUGAAACCUUUGCUUCCUCCUUCUUCACAGAUUCCUCCAUGGUUAAUUCUCUUUUGUAGACGCCAUCUAUGCAUUACUUCAACCUCAAACUCACUAACAAAUCAACAAACGCAAAUUCUUGAACUAUCCCCCUUGAAUUCUCUUGAAAAACCCAUCUUAAACCCUCAAAUUUCUAAAAAGCAUGCACCUUUUGAUGAUAAUAACCAUUUAGAAGAUGUUGGGUUUACCAAGAAUCAUGUAGUUGAUGUUCUUUUGAGUUACAAAGAUGACCCUGAUUCAGCUUAUAGGUACUUUCAAACUGCUGGGCAACAAAGGGGAUUUAUACAUACUAAAUCUGACCCUUUCUUUGUUAUGCUUCACAUAUUAGUAAGUUCUACAAUGCAUCAACAUAAAGCUCGUCGUUUGCUCGAUUAUUAUGCUUCUAGUGACUCCAGUCCAUCUGCUACUGUUGUUUUUAAUGGUUUAGUUGAUUGUGCUAAGAGUUUUGGAUUCGAGUCAAACCCUCGAGUUUUUGACUUUUUGAUAAAUAGUUGUGUGAAAGUUAAUAGAUUGAGUGAUGCUAUUGAUUGUUUUAAUGGGAUGGUUGAACAUGAUAUAAUGCUGUGGGUCCCGACUGUGAACAAGCUUUUAAAGGCGUUGGUGAGGCAGGACAUGAUUGGUGUAGCGCGAGAUUUGUAUACUGAUAUAGUGUCUAGGGGGACCCGUUAUGAUUGUCGAACUGUGCAUAUUUUGAUGUCUGCUUGUCUCAGAGAAGAGAAACCGGACGAGGCGUUGAAGCUUUUCGAGGAGGCCAAGAAGAGUGGGGUGAUUAAGCUUGACGCGAGAUUGUAUACCCUUUGUGUUUAUGUUGCUUGUAAGGAGGAAAAUCUAAGUUUCGCAUUGGAGUUGUUGGAGGAAAUGAAAGGCAAGGGUUGGGUUCCUUCAGACGGCACGUAUACAAACAUAAUUACGGCUUGUAUAAAACAAGAGAAUGUGGUUGAGGCAUUAAGGCUCAAAGAUGAAAUGCUAAGGAAGGGGCAUCCGAUGAAUUUGGUGGUUGCAACAAGUUUGAUGAAAGGGUAUCAUGUCCAGGGCAAUUUAUCAAGUGCUUUGGAUUUGUUUGACAAAUUGGUCGAGUAUGGACUCACUCCGAACAAGGUGACAUUUGCAGUUUUAAUGGAAGGUUGCUGUAAAAAUGGGAAUAUUGAAAAAGCAGUAGAAGUUUACAGGCAAAUGAAACUUGCAGGUAUUAAGUCUAAUGCUUUUGUUGAAAAUUCUUUAAUAAAGGGAUUUUUGAGUGCUAACUUGUUAGAUGAAGCAAUGAAUGUGUUUGAUGAGGCAAUAAAUUCAGGGACGGCUAAUGUUUUCGUUUACAAUAGUAUAAUAGCCUGGUUCUGUAAGAAGGGUCGAAUGGAUGGAGCUAAAAAAGUAUGGGAUCAGAUGGUUGAUAAUGGAGUUUUACCUACUAUAACUUCGUACAACAAUAUGAUUCUUGGAAAUUGCAGAAAUGGGAAUAUGGACAAAGCAUUGGAUUUGUUCUCUCAGUUGCCGGAAAGGCAUUUGAAAGCUAAUGUUGUAACUUAUAGCAUUUUGAUUGACGGGUAUUUCAGAAAAGGUGACACUGAUAAAGCUGACAACUUGUUUGAUCAAAUGCGCUCUUCAGGAAUUGUCCCUACUGACUACACAUUCAAUACCAUAAUCAGUGGUAUGUCUAAAGUCGGAAAAACGUCGGAGGCAAAAGAUUUUCUUAAAAAUAUUGUGACAGUAGAUCUUCUUCCAACUUGCAUGUCUUACAAUAGCCUAAUAGAUGGAUUUUUGAAGGAAGAUGAUGUCAGCUCAGCAUUAGCUGUUUAUAGAGAGAUGUGUGAUAGUGGGAUUUCCCCAGAUGUUGUCACUUACACAACUUUGAUUGAUGGGUUAUGCAAAAGCAAUAACAUUGAUCUAGCUUUAAAAAUGCUGAAUGAGAUGAGAAAUAGAGAAAUUAAGUUAGAUGUCAUUGCAUAUGCUGUUCUUAUAGAUGGAUUUUGCAAAAGAAGAGAUAUGAAAAAUGCUUCUGAACUUUUUGAUGAAAUCCGUCAAGUUGGUCUCUCUCCUAACCUAUUUGUCUAUAACAGCAUGAUAAGUGGUUUUAGAAAUGUAAAUAAUAUGGAAGCAGCACUAGUCUUGCAUGAGAGGAUGAUCAAUGAAGGCAUUCCAUGUGAUUUGGAAACAUACACCACAUUGAUUGAUGGGCUUUUGAAGGAUGGAAAAAUAGUUGUGGCAUCUGAUUUGUACACUGAGAUGAUUGGAAAGGGUAUAAUGCCUGAUGACAUCACAUAUACUGUUCUUGUACAAGGUCUUUGCAAUAAAGGUCAGGUUGAGAAUGCACACAAGGUCUUAGAGGAGAUGUAUAAAAAGAAUAAGACUCCUAGUGUUCUGAUUUAUAAUACACUAAUUGCUGGACACUUCAAGGAGGGAAAUUUAGAAGAGGCAUUUAGGUUGCAUGAUGAGAUGCUUGACAAAGGUCUUAAGCCCGAUGAUGCGACUAUUGAUAUUCUAUGUGGAAAGUUAAAAGGAAUUAGUUUGGCUCAUGGUAUUCCAAUGCCGCAAUGAACCAGAUACCCUAUAGUAAUUUGUUGACGAGAUAUAUUGGCUUUCAUUCUUGUCACAUGUCUCUGCUGUCUGCAAGCUUUAUGACAUAAGGGCUAUGAAAGAGCUUGAGUCAUUCCGGGGGCAUCAGAAGGAUGUCACAUCGUUGGCCUGGCAUCCCUUUCAUGAAGAAUAUUUCGUCAGCGGAAGCUAUGAUGGUUCAAUAUUUCAUUGGCUUGUGGGCAAUCCGGAAAUCCAAACACACCUGGAAUGCACAUGCAAUCAAACUUUGGUCAUCAAUCUGGAAUGCCUCCACCACUGCCGCCAGGGCCUCCACCACAUAAUCAAGGACAUUAAUCGGCCAUUGUUUAUAGUCUUGAGUGUUACAAGCUUUAUUCAAGUUGUCUGUUGAAAAUCUCUUCGCUGCACCAGUUUAAUUAGAUUAUUGAUUUCUUUGGAAAGAA